UAGGCAUCGCGCUUCUUGUUCCUUCGUUGUCCCGUCUUCAAGUCCGGGGUGGCAUGCUUUUCUGUUCCCUCGAUCCUCCUCCCAGAGGGCUGAGUAUCACACGCCACAGGGCCAAGCUGGCACAGCAAGGCAGGCGUCCGGAGAGUUGACAACAGGUAUCCACGAUCCGAGGCAUCGAGCUACUCGUGUCGUGAGAUCUGACUAGAGGAUGUCGGUAUCUGUUUAGACUCACACACCAGAGGGCUUGUCCCGAAGGAGCCAUGCACGCUAAGAAGGCGAGUCCUUUUUUGGAGAGAGUACACGUCCGGGAGCCUCAUGGAAGAAAGCUGGACAAGCCUAGUUCUAGCAAACUAUGCUGUGAUGGAUGGCUCCUUGCCAAGAAACGAACGAAGAUGAUAUAAGGCCAUGAUGUCCGGCUUCCAUCUCCAAUGUCAUCUCCUCUCCAUCAAGUCAUUUCCUCUCUAUCCCUUUUCCUUCUUUCCAAGGACCGUUAGUGUCAUUGUCAUUCGCUACUUCGACUUUAACUCCAUUUUCUAAUUCAGCACAUUCGCUUCCGUCGAUAUAUAAGUUACUAUCAUCAUCAGCAUCAUGCAUCUCACAUCCGUCCUCGCCACCUCCCUAGCCCUGGUCUCCCUCCCAGGGACCAUGGGCUACCCAGGCAUGGGCGAGCAAAUGGCCGAAAUCAUGGCCCGCAAAAGCGACGCCGGCGAUUCCACGGAGCUCCUCGGCGACCUCGUCACUCUCAAGGACAAGGAUCUCACCCCCGUAGGCAAGGACAUCAAGAGGAUGCUUCAGGGCAAAGGCGACCCAGAGUCCAACGACAGAUACAGCAAGGUCCCCGACCUGACUUCGGACAAGUGCAAAAAGGACACCUGCUGCGUCUGGCGCUACGUCGCCGACGACAUGUACCAGUUCAUGGCCGGCAAGUCGGGCCGCUGCACGGGUCUGGCUCGCGCCGCCGUCCGCCUUGGCUUCCACGACGCCGGGACAUGGUCCAAGGCCACGGCAUCCCAGGGUGGCGGCGCCGACGGUAGCAUUCUUCUUGCUCCGGGCGAGAUUGACCGCUUCGAGAACCGCGGUCUGCAGGAUGUUGCUGUCAAGUUCAAGGAGUUGUACGGCAAGUAUAAGGGCAUGGGCUGGGACAUUGGCAUGGGCGACUUCAUCCAGAUGGGCGCAAACGUCGCAACAGUAGUCUGCCCUCUUGGCCCGCGCAUCAAGUCCUACGUCGGCCGCAAGGACAGCGCCAAUGGCUCCCCCGACGGCCUCCUCCCGAGCCCCUUCCAGCCCGCCGACCAGCUCAUCCAGCUCUUCCGCGACAAGACCAUCGGCCCGCACGGCCUCGUCGCCCUGCUCGGCGCUCACACCACCAGCCAGCAGAAUUUUGUCAACACCACCCGCGCCGGCGACCCCCAGGACAGCACACCCGGUGUCUGGGACGUGCUCUACUACAAGGAGACGCUCAGCUCUAACUCGCCGCCUCGCGUGUUCAAGUUCCCCAGUGACAUUGCCAUCUCCCAGCACCCCGAGACAGCCAAGGAGUUCAAGGAGUUUGCUGGCCCUGGCGGACAGAACCACUGGAACGAGGACUACGCUCGUGAAUACAUCCGCCUCUCUCUUCUGGGAGUCAACAACAUCAACCAGCUCACCGAGUGCACCAAGGUCCUGCCCCCUGCUGUGAACGGCUUCCGCGCCGUCGAUCAGUACAAGCUCGACAAGUGGCUAAACAGCGUCGGCAACAAGGGUGCUGCUAAGAAGGUUGCUGAGGAUAUCGAGAAGGGCGAGCCCGCUUCCGUUGAGGUUCCUCCUGUCAACAACCGUAACUAAAUCUUUGUGGCUUGUUUUUAAAGUAAUGGCGUCGGUAUAGAUUUGGCUUGAAAGAUUAAUGAGGGGGUUGCAUAUUACCAGAAUCGGAGUUUUGGUACUCGGUCCUUGUUGACCGUUUGUAUAAAUGGAGCGUCUGAUGACCUCACAUAUCAUAUAAUAAUUCAAACUCAACAG
This is a messenger RNA of Colletotrichum scovillei, 1998 nucleotides long. RefSeq names its product peroxidase. Gene Ontology annotation, molecular function: heme binding; peroxidase activity. The transcript is spliced from 3 exons. Lineage: Eukaryota; Fungi; Ascomycota; Sordariomycetes; Glomerellales; Glomerellaceae. Gene Ontology annotation, biological process: cellular response to oxidative stress; hydrogen peroxide catabolic process; response to reactive oxygen species. The record is from RefSeq and is a predicted model, not a curated record. Bases 589 to 1824 code for a protein of 411 amino acids.